Ilyonectria robusta is the source of this 1603-nucleotide messenger RNA. RefSeq lists its product as uncharacterized. NCBI's taxonomy places the organism in Eukaryota, Fungi, Ascomycota, Sordariomycetes, Hypocreales, Nectriaceae. The transcript is spliced from 3 exons. The coding region runs from base 120 to 1226 and encodes 368 amino acids. The record is from RefSeq and is a predicted model, not a curated record.
GCAGGCAUCAGGAAAUAAUGUCAUGAAUCUCCCGUACUUAAAAGGAAUGGUAAAUAUGUCGCAGGCCAAGCGCCGUCUGAUUCGCCUCCAAACACCUACCUCUGGAUGCCAUCACCAUCAUGGGAGUCGUCUUCUCUCAGCCAGGCAAAGACUCGUUCCCUCCGGGGGCCUAUGCCGCCGGUUCGACGGCGUCUAUCAACGCCUCCACAAUCGAACCGUAUUUCGGCGUCAACACCGGCCUGUACGGGGAAAUCCCGACGAAAGAGCUCCCGCCGAUCCCCUACGAGUGGAUGAUAUCGCCAUCCGAGAUCAACAAGGGCACAUGUCCGAGUAGUUCACAGAUCCUCACGGCUUUCGCCGUCGCCGAGGCUGUAGUUGUAUUACUCACACCUCUGGUUGCCCGCCGCCCGGUUGUUCAUUUCCUCACCCGAGGCAUGCUUGGACGCCGAGUCAAGGGUUCCGUGGCGUUGACUUGGACGGCUGUUUUCGCGUGCCAGCUCCUGGCCAACGCCGCCAUCGCCGGCAUGGUUGGCAACACGCCCGGUUACGGCGGCCUCAACAUGCUACACAUCUUCACCGUGUACAUAGCACGACCGCGGUUCAACUUCGCCAUCCUGGGGCUGCUGCGGAGUCUCGUCGGAGUGAAGCGGAGCCGAGCCAUGGACAAGACGAGAAUCAUCGAUAGGAAGCGUGACAACCGCGUCGAGUUUCCGUACGCCGACGCCUACAUCACCACGGCCGUCUCCGAGAUCCUGCUGCUGAUCAUCGCCGCCAUCUUCACCGGCGUGACGUGGCACCGGAUGCCCAAGGCCUCGCUACCACGAGACUACAUGUCUGACAUUGUCAGCUUCGUGUACAGCACGCCUGCCGUGAUGCUCCUGUGCAUUGUGGCAUUCGUGCCCAUCAACAGGCGGUAUGGCGAUGCGUUUCCCAUCGAGGGCCGCCGUCAGGGUCCGAUCCGGCACUGGGGUGCUACUGUGGCGGCUGAUGGAAGGGCAACCAUACGAGUCAAGGAGGAGAAGCCCCACGGCGUCAAGACAAAGAGAAUUGCGAGUGCCGUAGCGUCAACCGUGUUGAUGGGGUUUGUGAGCUUGGUGCAAUGGACUUACUGGACGAGGUUCUUGGAGAUCCCUGGCGUGCUGUUUUGUCCUCCAAAGCUGAUUCAGUCCGGAGUUAUUUGGGCCAUCUUUACCGUUGCGGGAACCUUCGCCGGGGCUGCUUCGUGAUUCCCAGGGACGACAUUGCGAACCAAAGAUACCCAACAUAUGACACACUACCAUGGGAAAAUAAACUGUCAAACAUCUAUUGUGGCCAAGACGCGUCAUCAUCUAUGUGGAAAAUUCGAGGAUGGAUUCACCUGUGAACCCUUCGGCCUUUCCAACUUAUCCGUGUCCGAAGUUUUCCUUUUCUCCGUAGGGUGUCGUCCCCUCUUUCACCAGAGGUGCGUUGACUACUGUGAGAAUUGGUUAUACAUGAUAUGUCGUGUAUAGAUGACGAAGCUGUGCUCGACAACUAUAGAAGCCAUCGGCUUGGACCGAAAUCACCGAGUAGAAAUAUUCAGGUUUUCUCUAAUAGUUAUACGGAGCUGAAACAUAGCCAGACA